Messenger RNA from Etheostoma spectabile (orangethroat darter), 2225 nucleotides. RefSeq names its product bucky ball (gene buc). The transcript is spliced from 7 exons. Lineage: Eukaryota; Metazoa; Chordata; Actinopteri; Perciformes; Percidae. The record is from RefSeq and is a predicted model, not a curated record. Bases 229 to 2094 code for a protein of 621 amino acids.
UCCGUUUGCAGCAGGUGUUUCCUAUAUGGCUAAUUAGCGGAGAUGCUUCGGCAAGCAGAAGGGCAUGUGGACCUGGGAGCAAAGGCGCCUCUACCGCUGCUUGUUUAUCGAAAAAUUUGACUGUAAUAUUCACCUUUAAUUUUUCGAAGCCGGGGGAUGUUUAUUUGGUUGUUUUCAUCCCUCCGCUGUGUUUUAUUUCUGACAGGUUGAGCAAGCACGGCAAAGAAAAUGGACGAUGGGAGCAAACAACCACACACAUUUGGGAGCGGACAACCAAGAGCUCCACAUCCCAGACCUUUCUUCUACGUCCAGCCUCCGUCUCAGCCUUACCUCUACCAGCAGCCCUGGCAGAUGAACAACCCGUACAGUCACUAUGGUGUGCCUGGAGGAGGUUUUAACCGUCCCUGCAUGCCCCCCUACCAGUACAUGCAGUAUCCUGGGUUUAUGUUCCCGAACCCAUUGUUUGCCCCGUUAUAUCCAAUGGAUUACAGGCGAAUGUUUGAGCCUCGCUUCCACGCUCCUCCCUGGAAUGACAUGCCUCGCCAGCAGCAGCAGCAUCACCCACAGACAAACUGGCGUAGAGAAAUGGCCUGCUCGGAGGCCCAAACCGACCCCAGUGACGCCAUAACCAAACUUAUCGAAUGCCUGGAUAAAAUCCGAGCCACUGAGCUGCGGGGCGCUGACAGAGAGCUUGACUCGGGUGUCGCCUCACAGGCCUCGGGAAUGUUUUCUCCAGGCGAAGAGAAGAAAAGCAAAGAGCAGGGUCCGAUCCUGCCUUCAGCCCCUGAUGACAGCCACUCGGAGUCUCCAGCUAGGGUCUUCAGUGACUCCAUAACAGCGGUGUACGACGGGGAUUCCAGCCAAAGGAGCCUGGACGUCCUGAGUCCUUUGGGGUGCUGGUCAGCAGGAUUGGAAGAGGAGUGUCCUCUGGACAGCUCCUCGGUUCACGAAGAGUGUCCUGAGCCGGAGCAGCCGGCGACAGGCGAACACUUACUCCCUCAGGAGAAAACACAGGUCGCAGAUAUCCAGUCAGAUAUCUCGGCGACUGAUGAAAGCCUUCCCAGAUGUGAACUGGAAGAGCUCCUGAAGCAGCCGACGGAUCCAAUCCUGCCAUCUUCUUCCUUCGUCUCCGGUCAGUCGACACUCAAAGAUGCCAAAAGUGGGGAAGCAGUCUCAAAGACAGAACAUCAGAAAGCUGAUCCAAGCUACCAGAUCCUCAGGCUGCCGUUCGAGAGCGUUCUGACACCUGCAGAGGCUGGAAGCGGCCGCCUCUCCUCCCCUACUGCUCCCUACUACUACAACUACCUAUCCAUGCAGACCACCCAUGAGCGGAUGAGCGUUCUCAGUCCAUCUCUGGACGAGCUUUCCUCCCGAGAUGAGAUGUUCUCCACAGAUCUGGACGAUGCAGAGCUUUACCCCAAACGUGUGUAUGCAGGCAGGAAGCUGGCGGAGGUGGUGAGCGGGUCUCCGCACGCUGCUGAAGAAGUGGAAGAAGUGGAAGAAGUGUGGCUGCCAGGCUCAAAGAGGUGCAUGUGCGCCUGCUGUGGGAAAAGCCUCGCAAAAGGGACAGUAAGGAGCAAAGUCCACAGCUCCAAGGUGUACAGGGAGGAAGACUCUGAGGAGGAAAGCAGGCCUGGGAGAGGGUGCAAGCAGCCCGUCAGAGUGGUGGUGAGGAAGCAUUCUGCACCCAGGAAGCCCCAUGCUGUCCUACCCAGACAUGCUGCAAAACCUUGGUAUAAAAGAGGCCAACACAAAGAUCCCUCUGAUCCAGUGAACCAGGAGGAAGGUCAUGACGUUUGUAUUCAUGAGCCGGCUGAUGGCGAGAUUGGAGAGUUGACUUGUAGUGAGCCGCAGUGCAGAACAUGUCAGGACAGACUCUGCAGAGAAGAUCCAACCACGUCGGACCAAGGCAGGUGGGGAGACCGGGACGUGAUUCCCAGGAGGAGACCAGCGACCCCUCUGCAACGACAAGAGAUGAGUACUCAGAGGAAAGUGAUGUACCACAGGCCAAGAGACGAGGACAACGAUGACAACGAGCCACCACCAUUACACUGGGAAAGAGGCUCUACGAUGAGAGGAGAACCAAGAUGUUAAUGUCCCCAAAGUGUGUUGAACUGUCCCCCCCAAAAGGUGUAAUUGUUCCAGGAUAAGGUGUUAAAUAUUUAGAGCACCAGGUGAAAUGCACUGCACAAUGAAGCCUCUUUUUUUUGGUUUAGAUAAAAGUU